UACUUAGACCUGUUGUUUUUCCUUUGGUUAAUAAAAUGUAGAGCAGUGUACAUAAUCUUUGAGUGUAACAUUAAGAUUUGUGUAUUAUCUAGCAAUGUAUUUUUCUUUCUGUUAUAUUUCAGUUACAAAAAUCCACUUAUAAAAGUAGGGGUGCUUUCCCCAUACAGCGCCCCUACACUCCAUUUUUGAAUGAUGCUUUAUUUAGGAGAUAUUCAAAGCACAGUGUUAUUGUUUCCUUACUGAACCUUACACUUCUCCACAACUUUAACUCUGACCUGUCUGCUGUGUUCUUUUGUCUUUAUGACACUAAAAUGUCUCACAAUUAGGCCUUACUUUGUGUAGUUCAGUAACAUGAAACCCUAACGAAAUAAAUAGACGUUUGUGGCUGUAACUUGACAAAAUGUGAAAAAGUCCAAGGGUGGGAAUAUUUUUAGCAAGGCACUCUAAGUAACAGCCAUUAUCCAUAUUUAAUAAUAAUAUUUUGUAGAUGCAAGUACAUUUAUAAAAUCUCUUAGGAUAAGAAUAAAAAUUAAACCAAAAUAAUAUUUAAAAAUCAACGUCUGGUAUUUCGGAACGGCCGUGCAGACUGAACAAGACAGUCUGCACGUGACAUUUGUCAGCAGCGGAGAAAGUGUGUGUUCCUCUUGGGAUCCUGUCUGAGGCCCAUCUCCCGGUAACCUCUCGCCCUGUUUUGAAAUUAGCUCCUAAGACAUCCAGAGUUUAGUGUGCAAAUCUUGUUCUACUAUUAGAGGGUGGUUCUGCCCGUCUGCAGUGGUCUCACCUCCUAGCACAAACGUCACGGCAGAAGAAGAGACGGCCCCCUCACCCCACCAGAUCCUCAGCCUGCCGACUGUAGUACUAUUAUAGUUCAAGCAAAGGCUAAUUGUUGGUCAUUUACAAAGGCUGCACAGUCCAAGCCUUCGGAUGGCAUUUCUGCCUCUCGCUACUGUAAGUGAUAUUACAGGGGGGCGAUAUCUGCCUCCUUGCAUUGUUCUCCUAUUCCGUAAGGGGAGACGAUGGUGCCGAUUGUGGGUUUCACACUCCUCUGCCUCUGCUGCUGGGCAUCUUUCUACUUCAUCUUGUGCUUCUUCAAUAGACAUAGGAGCUACGAAUGGAACUGUCGCCUCGUCACCCUGGUACACGGCAUGGUGGCGAUUUGCAUCACAGCUUACAUAGGGUAUGUGGAUGGACCCUGGCCAUUCAGUGAGCCAGGCACCAAGAACACCCCCUUGCAAAUAAGUGCCUUGGUGAUCAGUCUGGGCUAUUUCCUUUUUGACAUGGCCUGGUGCUUGUACUUCCACACUGAGGGACUUGUCAUGCUGGCCCACCACACCAUGACAAUUCUGGGGAUUAUAAUGACCCUGUGGCUGGGCGAGUCCGGAAUCGAAUCGUGCGCCGUUCUCUUUGGCAGCGAAAUCACCAACCCCCUCCUGCAGACGCGCUGGUUCCUCAAGCAGACGGGACGCUACGAGACUCCACUCGGGGACGCUGUGGAUGUCCUGUUUGUGCUGCUGUUUGUUGUGAUGCGAAUCUUUGUGGGAGGUACAAUGCUGUACUGUGAGCUGAUCUCGCCGAGACCCUUAUUCCUCAUCAAGUGUGGAGGAGUGGCCAUGUACGCUCUGUCCUGGGCCUUCAUGGUGGACAUUGUUGGCUUUGUAAUGCGGAGGGGCAAGAGAUGGCACCAGGAGAGAGACCAACGGCGGAGGGCUGCAGCUAAGAAGGACUGACAGGCGUUUCGGCUUCUGGAGGAAAUCAGUUUACCUGACUUUACAUCAGCUUUUCACUUCAGACACUCAGUGGAUUUUUUUUUUUUCAGUCUACAGGAAAAUCAGCUUUCUGCAUUGACAGAUUUAUAAAAAAGUAGUUUUUUGUGUGUAAAUGGAAUGCACUAUGCCAUCUUUUUUUGAAAAGUCUACCAUGUGUGCAUUUAAAAAUAUAUAUUUUAGUUUAUAUGCACCUGAUGAUUGUUAUUUCAAAGGUACAAACAACAUGUCUAUAACGAGGACUGAAAACCAAAGCACUUUUAUAAAAACACAUGUUGCUUUCAGCUGCUGUGAACUGUGGCCCAGUCAUUUGUGGUGGUGCUGUUCCAAACAGGGAGUUUACAAUUUAGAAAGUGAGACAGUCAGACCUCGGGGUGGCUGUUGAACAGUUUUUGUCAGACAAAAACAUUAAGACAGCUUUCUGUGCUUCCUUUCAGUUGUUUUUUUGUUGUUGUUGUUUGUUUGUUUGUUUGUUUGUUUUGUGUGCUCUAAGAGAAACGCAGUGCUUAUUUGAAAACUCAAUACAGUUUGGGACAUUUUUUUCCCACUCGCAUUGUGAAUGUGCUAAUGUGAUAGAUCUACCCAAAAUCUGCGACGUUGUACUUCAUUUCCUGUCUGUGUGAGCUAAAAUGAUCCUGAAUUACUUAUUAACAUUUUACCUUUAUUUGUUGUAUAAAAGCCUCAUUUAAUUGUAAUACAGUAAAAACAAAAUGCCUGGUGUAACUAGUUUAGAGAAAAAGUAUUUGGUACUAGAACCAUUAUAUUCAGAUAACUGACAUUCACUGAGUGUUUGUGUGAUUGUCGAGAAAGUCUCUUCAGUCUUUGUUGACAGCAGAAAUUACCCUUAUGGCAAAUUAUUUGUCUGGAUUUUGAUGUUUUUCUUAAGGCACUGAUGCACUUUUUUAACAUCCCUACUCUGUUUGUUGAAUCUUUGGAACAAACAGGCUCUGUCAGCCAAAAUGUUGGAGAUCAGGUUUGAGCUUACAGCAUCAAUCCGUGCCAAGGAAGGUACCAAGCCAUCAGCUUUCAUGUUUGCUGACACAAUAUCUUUGUGGCAUAUAAUCAUUUGUUUGUAAAGAGAAGAAAGUACAAAAAUAAGUUCUCUGUGCCUUAUCUAAAAUGUACUUACUGCCCUUUGUAUGUGUUAUGUUUUUCUUUUCUUGUGCUGUGAUCUAAAUGCUCCAACACCAGACUGUAAAGUGAAAACAUUGUCUUUGAUUUAAUUGUCUUUGUAAUUCCGAUUGAAAUAAUAAUAAAAAGAUCCUUGUGUAUGUUUUCCACAUCA
Messenger RNA from Poecilia latipinna (sailfin molly), 3048 nucleotides. It is a transcript of the gene tlcd5a, whose product is annotated as TLC domain containing 5a. The transcript has 3 exons. Gene Ontology annotation, cellular component: membrane. Lineage: Eukaryota; Metazoa; Chordata; Actinopteri; Cyprinodontiformes; Poeciliidae. The record is from RefSeq and is a predicted model, not a curated record. The coding region runs from base 1017 to 1727 and encodes 236 amino acids.